AUGGCAACAUUUUAAGAGAGGUUUAAGGGGAAAACAUCAGUGAUGGGUAAAAAUGGAUUAGAAUCUGUAUUGAAUACGUGUCAAUAGCCCAUCAAGAAGGAACUUGAUUGUAUGAUUAUCAAAUAAUCAAGAUCAAAAUAGGCCACCUCCUCCAAUGUAUUAGCCCCUCUAACAACAAACCAAUAUUUAAAUAUCUCCAUCAAAAAUUUAAUACAGCAAACAUACAAAAAACCAAACCCUAUUUCAGUAUAACCCCUAUAUUGGGGAACAAUAAAUAUUGGACUCUCUUCAAUACUUAAGUCAAUAAUAAUACUUUCAGCCAAUCGCCAACUAUCAAGUAACAACAGAACCACAGAAAAAAGAAGAUAAUCGAUCAAAAUCAGCUAAAUAAUAAGUAGAGUCUGCAGAUGAAUCGAAACGCUACAAGCCAUACACUAUACAUGAUUAUGAGAUUAUGAAGAAGACUGCAAAUGCGAAAUUGGGAGGCUUGGGGCCAAAUCUAAGCGGAGAGGAGUGGGCAAAAGACAAAGAAAAAGCAUUAAAGCGUUAAGAAUUUGCAGAAUAAGUAAGAUAAUUCAAUUCAACUAAUAUUGUAAGUACUAGAAUAAAAGAGCCUAAGUAAUCUGAACCUAAUGCAAGGUAGAAAUAAUAUAUAUUCAAGAACUAAAGCUAUGGAUUUUGCUAGAAAUAUCCCAAAACCCUAGGCAAGAAAGAAAGAUGAAUAGACAUUUAAAAGUGCUCCAAAUAAACCUACAGAUAACAAUAAUAUUAGCAAAGAUCCUUUUGAUGAUGAAAUUGCUCGUCUUGAGAAAGAACACUUAAAAUAUCUGAACUAAUUGGAUAAAAUGAAAUGA
Paramecium octaurelia is the source of this 854-nucleotide messenger RNA. The record is from the annotation of a GenBank genome assembly. NCBI's taxonomy places the organism in Eukaryota, Ciliophora, Oligohymenophorea, Peniculida, Parameciidae.